This is a messenger RNA of Dentiscutata heterogama, 219 nucleotides long. The record is from the annotation of a GenBank genome assembly. Lineage: Eukaryota; Fungi; Glomeromycota; Glomeromycetes; Diversisporales; Gigasporaceae.
AAAUGGAUUGAAAAUUUUGACAAAGAAAUAAGAGAGUCAAAUCGUCACAUUUUACUUAUCUUGAAUAGUGUCUCUUUACAUAUUACUGGUGCUAUUACUUUAACUAAUAUAGAGCUUCAUUAUCAUUGUAUACAACUUCAACAUGCAAUUAAUCAAGAUGAAGCUAGAGAAAGCAAUAUAUACAAAGUUAAUCAGUUGCAAGCUAUAAGAUGGGUAAAG